This is a messenger RNA of Tremella mesenterica DSM 1558, 2722 nucleotides long. RefSeq lists its product as uncharacterized. The coding region runs from base 1 to 2436 and encodes 811 amino acids. Gene Ontology annotation, cellular component: phagophore assembly site; autophagosome. The transcript is spliced from 12 exons. Gene Ontology annotation, biological process: autophagy of mitochondrion; protein localization to phagophore assembly site. The record is from RefSeq and is a predicted model, not a curated record. NCBI's taxonomy places the organism in Eukaryota, Fungi, Basidiomycota, Tremellomycetes, Tremellales, Tremellaceae.
AUGGUGACGAUGGGGAAAACGGGUUUGAACGAAUAUGAGAAAGCACUAUGGAAAUGGGUCAACGUGGAUGAUCUUGAUGGGUUCUUACAAGAGGUAUAUGAUUACUACAAAGGCAAAGGAAUAUACUGCAUCGCCCUCGCAAGAGCGUUAAACCUCCUCACGACAUUUUUUGUGGUAGCGUUUUCCACCUUCUUGCUCGACUGCAUCGAUUAUUCCAAGCUUUGGUCAACUACGGAAGGUCCGAAUGCUAUAGGUAGAUUGGAUGAUGUCUUGAUAGAACAAUGUAUCACUCGGUUACAAAAAAACUCGGAAAAAAUGCUAGACUCACAGCUCAGAGGUUCAUUCCCACAUAUGCUAUUCAUCCUCUCCGUCGGGGCGUUUUACCUCUUUCAAAUGGCUUCUUUCAUCUUGUCCAUCCCGAGACUCUUGGAGAUGUAUCGGUUUUACACGUAUUUGCUUGGGGUGCCCGAUGCGGAUAUCCAAACUCUCCCAUGGCCAGAAAUCGUCCGUCUCAUAGGUGAAAUCAGGAAACAUAACCCCGUCACAUCAUUGAGUAACGGUCAAGCGGGUGCUUUGGCACAGAUGGUAGGAGAGGAAGAGAACAAGGUCAUUGUCAAGCUUGAUGCUCAUGAUAUUGCCAACCGAAUCCUUCGACAAGAAAAUUAUCUCGUAGCACUGUUCAACAAAGAUCUCUUAGAUCUUCGAUUCCGUCUCCCACUUCCUCAUAUACUUGUCCCUCUGAUCCCAGAACAUCUCAUCGCCCCUCCAUAUCCAUCAUUGCCCCCUGUCGCCCAAGGUAGGGAAACAGAAAGACGGUUUUUGAGUUUUGGGAAGAACGUCCUUACCAAUGCUUUGGAAUGGAAUUUGAGGUAUUGUCUCUUGGGUUAUCUGUUCGAUCGACGUGGGCAGGUGAGGAAGGAAUUUGUGAGAGAGAAAAGAAGGAAGGAUUUGGUAGAGGGUCUACAAAGAAGGUUCAUUUUCAUGGGUAUACUCAAUGCUAUCUUUGCCCCUUUCAUCGUUAUUUACCUUCUUAUUUGGUCUUUCUUCCGAUAUUUCGAAGAAUAUCACAAAAACCCUUCUUCUAUAGGAUCAAGACAAUACACUCCAUACGCCCAAUGGAAAUUUCGCGAGUUUAACGAAUUACCUCAUUUAUUCGAAAGACGUCUAGAUAUGAGUUAUCCUACCGCUAAAGAAUACAUUGAUCAAUUUCCUAAAGAAAGGACUGCUUUAGUGAUGAGGUUCGUGGCGUUUAUUGCCGGUUCAUUCGCCGCCGUCUUACUCGUCGCAUCACUCAUCGACCCUGAUCUAUUCUUACACUUUGAAAUAACUCCUCAUCGUACCGUCUUGUUCUAUCUCGGGAUCUUCGGAAGUGUUUUAGCUAUGGCUAGGGGGAUGGUUCCUGAAGAAAACUUGGUUUUUGAUCCCGAAGCUAGUUUGAGGGAGGUGGUUAGAUGGACUCAUUAUCUUCCUGGCGGAUGGCAGGGGAGGUUACAUAGUGUCAUGGUUCACGCGGAAUUCUCAACUUUGUUUCAACUGAAAAUCACAAUCUUCUUCCAAGAACUACUCUCCGUCUUACUCACUCCAUUCGUUCUCUUAUUCUCUCUCCCUCCUUGCGCAGGGGAAAUCAUCGACUUUUUCCGUGAAUUCACAGUUCACGUAGAUGGAGUAGGAUACGUAUGUAGUUUUGCAGUUUUCGAUUUUGGUCGACCUGCCUUAGUCCAAGAAGAUAUCCAUCCCAAAGGUGCAUCAAUCAAUACCAAUACCAAUACCAAUCUCGACACCAAUAAUAUCUCCACCAAGAAGAAAACUACCGAGGAAACGACGAUGAAAAGAGGAAAAGACAAAAAUCGAAAUCGUGCAAAUGAGAAUAAGAUGGAAAAGUCUUUUCUACAUUUCAAAGCUACACAUCCAGAUUGGAUACCUUCUGAUCCUGCUUCUAGUAUAUUCCUCGACAAAUUAGUAGGGUUGUCAGUCCCACAGAACCACACCUUGGGAAAUUCUGUAUUGGUAGGAGGGAAAGGAAUGACAGGUUCUGUAUAUGGAGCUAGAGGAAUGAACAGUUCAGUUUACGGAGGUAGAGGAUUAGGUGUGGAUAGUCCUUGGUUUGACGAAAGGACCAUUGGGAAAUCACCAGAAUUGUUAAGAAGAGGAUUGGAACCUAUGCAAGAAGAAGAAGAACGUAAGGUUAGUGGGGGAAGAUUACAAGAUAAACGAGGAGGUGGAGUUAGAUGGGAUGGAAGUGAACAAGAUGAAUCACAUGGGUUAAGGAAUGGUGAAAGGAAAAGAGGAAAUGAGUUGGAUGAUCCUGAAACGGAAGAAUUAGGUUGGGGUGAAGGUUUGUCAAGACGAGAUCAAGAGGAGAGUGAAGAUGAACAAGAAGGGUUCUUGAGAGAUGCUGGUAUGAUGGGUUUGUUACAACAGGUUUUGGGUCGAUGAACGAUCUUUUGCCUUAUCCAUCCUUCUCCUUCUCACAUCGACUCAACUGUUAUAUUACUCUUCUCCACUUCUCAAUUUCACCCAUCAAUCUAUACAUUCAAGAUCGCUCCACUCAUUCCCAGGUUACUCAUUCACUUUUGUAUGUGUAAGAGACCUGAUCUGGACUGUAUAUUCAAUGAUUUGCGUGGAUUCGAUAUAAAGGUAAUCUCUGUAAGAUCUAUGUAGAUAUAUAUUCGAUGAUCAGCUCUAUACGAUGUUGUACACAAUGCAUCAUAUUUUCCUCGAU